CAUGCUGCCUUGCCUUAUCGGCCCAGCUCUCACCAAAAGUGGGAUCCGAGGUCGCGACUUCACUUGUUGAUCUCUCCUUCCACGCUCUCGGAUCCGCUCCGGGCACCGCUGCUGCAGGCCCAGACAUUGCUGUCCUGUCCCUCGUGCGCUGCUCGUCGCGUGCAAGACACGACUUGACCAGCCAACUCGACGUCGUCCUUCGCGCCAAUGUCGACACGAGUGGCUUAGCUGGUGGCACCCCCAGACGCAGCCGUGCUACAGGAAAAUUCGACGCCAACGCCCUGAUGCCUUUGGAAACCCCCAUCCUCAAGGUCUCGCGACCCGUCGCUGCAUGCUCGAGAUGCCGCAAUGCCAAGAUCAAGUGCGAUGGCAAAUUGCCAGCUUGCUCAUCGUGCGAGAAGAACGGAAGGGCUGCGGAAUGUACCAGCACUAACGACCAGUUUGCACGCGGCAAAGAGCGCAGCUAUGUGUCCACGCUGGAAACUCGGAUCGAAAAGCUCAAAGAGAAAUUAGAGGAUGCCCGUGCCAGGAAGCCUUCGGUCGUGGACAUGUUCGAGGAUGACUCCGCCGCAAGACGUCAAUCGUAUCAAGUCCAGGAGCCACCGACUCCCAAUACCCCGAACCAGACGAAGGCUAUGAGGCGCAAAGAGGCCGCGACGAUCGAUGACUUGGUAUCAGACUUUGGCUUCCUAUCUGUCAAUGCCACCGCACGAGACUUUUAUGGCUUUACUAGUGCCAUGUCGUACGCUCGACUUGUGCUCUGGGCAAGCUCGAAGGAACAACUUCCAAAGUCCAUGUCACAAGAAUUGCCUCCUCGCCAUCAAGCAGUGUCUCUGAUCCAGCACUACCUUAACAACGUCUUCGUCCUCUUGCCAGUCUUCGAUGAGGCAAGCUUCUGGGGCUCUGUAGACAGAGUCUAUUCACGCCAUCAGCAUUCAGCUGAUGCACAUGAUCAGUACAUGGUACGGAUUGUACUGGCCAUUGCGAGUGCUUCCAUGUCCGAGCAGCGUGGCGACCAGCGCUACAUGGAGGCCAUAGGUCAUAUUUGCGCUGCUCUCAGUCACUCGGAAGAUGUACUCCAUCCUGGAGAAAUUGCCAGUAUCCAAGCUUUGAUCCUCCUGACAGAGUUCGCGAUGUUGGAUCCUCACCACUUCGACUCGUGGGAAUUGAUUGGAGCUGCCUCCCGCGCAAUGGUCGAUCUUGGCCUGCACCAAGAUCCUCCCAAGGGCACCGCGAUGCCAAAGGCUAAGCUAGACUUGCGGCGACGAGUAUACCACUGCGUGUACGCUCUGGAUCGCUCCACAUCUUUGGUGCAGACUCGCGCUUUUUCGUUCUCCGAUGAUAGCGCUAGAGUCAAAAUACCUUUCUCGAAACCUACAAGCUCAGCUCCUACUUCCCCGGCGCCAAACACCUCACAAGGACUCUGGCUGCAAUCAUAUGAGCACGUCGCGGACCUGAUCAAGCUUCGUCAGAUCCAGUCUCAAUGGUAUACAGACUUAUUCCAAUCUGGGCGCACCCGCUGGGACGAGCCAUAUCACUACAUAUGGGAUACCUGUGAUUCGAUGCGCAAAUGGUUCGACAACCUGUCUGCCUCGAUGUCACCAAAUAUGCGGGCCUUUUUCGAGCUGGACUUGCUCUACUCUUACGUCUAUGUACUGUCUCCAUCGCCAAGAGUACCGGUCGUGCAUCCCUUCGCGCAGAAGCUCAUAUUCGAAUAUUGCAUCCGAUAUGCCGAUCUCAUGCUGCGCAUGAUUUGCGAUCCUGGUUGUACAUCUCCCCUGACCUUCUACGAUGCCAUGAGGGUGUACAUGACUGGAAGGCAGUUCCUCGACGUGUUGCAACACAAUAUCGAAGGUCUAUUGCCAGGUCACGUACCUGCUCAUCCCGAAGUCAAGCCUUCAACUGCUGCACCGCCCCGAAUGCCGGUUGCCGCUUUGCCAUCGGGCGACACAGUUCUGAGAUUCAACAUCACACGCAGCAUAUCCUGUAUCAAGCAAAUUACAGAAUGUCUCUCAAAGUUCGGCAUUCGAUGGGGUUAUAUGAGCUGGAAUCAGCGAUACCAAACUGAAACCUCUGGCAUGCUCGAUGAGCUGAACUCUCGCCUGCGCGAAAUCGAUGGAACAGCCCGACGGCAAAGCACCUGGCACCACCACGGAUCGACCGGCUCGAUUGGAAGUAGCAUCAAUGGCAGUCUGUCUUACGCAGGCUCUCCGUCAGCUCUGCCUGCUGGGCAAUCUCUAUAUCAAGGGUCUCCAGCUGCUAUGCAGCAUACGCCUGGAUCGAUGCAUGCGCAUCCUGUGCAUCAAGUCAGCCCGCCCGCGCAGCAAGUCCCGCAGCAGGUUUCGAUGUAUCAAACGACGCCACCUCUAGUUCAUGGGCAGAACAUACACGUUGGGCAGCAAGGACAACAGCAACAAUCCUACUUCCAGCAACCUGUUUACAACUUCAACGAAGUCCCCAUGCCGCAGCAGCAGCAGCAUCAGCGGUCUGUCUCGCAUCAGGCCCAUGUCCAUCCCGCUUCGCAGUUUGCAAACUGGACAGGAUAUGGAGGUCCUGGCGGUAAUCCAGACACGCUUGAUGAGGAGAACGCGGUACCUCCGAUUUCAUAUAAUCCCUGGAAUGUUGAUACUCAGGGCUAGCGUGUGCUAAUGAUGGGAUCCAGAUCGCAGUGGAAGCUACUCGGUCUGAAGCUGCCACCCGGCUCAACCCAGGAAGUCAGAUUCAUCCACACCAGGGUCCUGCUAUCAAUAGCGAUGUGAUAUACCCGGUCCACGAAGCCGCGGGUCGCGCGGACAGAUCACGACUCCUCGAUUUCAGCAUCCCGAAAACUUCGAUUCUGCCAGAACUCGAUGGCAGAGGGCCUGCACCUGCCCCGCCUGGCCGCCGCCAGCCGAGAAGCACUAUGAUGGAUGCAGCUACGACCAUCUCGUCCCUGCCAG
Cercospora beticola is the source of this 2939-nucleotide messenger RNA. Its product is annotated as Zn(II)2Cys6 transcription factor. The record is from RefSeq and is a predicted model, not a curated record. Gene Ontology annotation, biological process: positive regulation of transcription by RNA polymerase II; DNA-templated transcription. Gene Ontology annotation, molecular function: DNA-binding transcription factor activity, RNA polymerase II-specific; sequence-specific DNA binding; zinc ion binding. Lineage: Eukaryota; Fungi; Ascomycota; Dothideomycetes; Mycosphaerellales; Mycosphaerellaceae.